Molecule: messenger RNA, 798 nt
Organism: Plasmodium knowlesi strain H
Lineage: Eukaryota; Apicomplexa; Aconoidasida; Haemosporida; Plasmodiidae
Product: conserved Plasmodium protein, unknown function
Exons: 1
Coding region: 1-798 (265 amino acids)
Source: RefSeq, a predicted model, not a curated record
AUGAAUAACUCUUCUGCCGUAGCAACGGGCGACAAUCCCCAAUUGCAGAAACCCAUGAUUUAUAAAAAUCGGGCCAGGAGCAUCGUGCACCGGAGUGUCAGGAACGGAUCAGAGAAUCAACUGACGGAACAAGCAAAUGGGACGAGCAUUCGGGACAAAAUCAGAAGGCUCUUUUCGAGCAAGCAUGAUCAAACCAUAAGGGAUAUGCAGAAAACGAAGCUCACAAAGAACAAGAGCAUUCAGGAGCAGGAACCGAGUGAGAGGAAUGUAGACGGAUUUCUUUCUACUGAUCAUCAGAGCGUAGAAUGGCAACCAGUGUAUCGGGAAACUUGUAAAAUAAAGCUGCCCGUGGAAGAAGGUGCAACGAAAAUAGCCAUGCCAGAGGAGGUGUUGGACGAUUGGGUUCAUAGUCAACAUAAGAUUUCACAGCAGUUAGGGCGUAGGAAAGGGGGGGAAUUUGUCCAGGACAAUCAGUCCCUGGGAGAUCACGACCAGGGGGACGAUUUACUCGAGCUGGGCGGAGACUGCCUUUUGGGGAAAAACGCCUCCAGAAAAUCCUGCAAUCUUAAGAGCACGGAGGAUCAGUACUCCAAGUUUAAGUACUAUUACAACUACUAUUUGGUAGAUGAGUACUUGGAGUCCCUGGCGGCGUCUCCAAACAAGGAACUCGACGCCACGGGGUUGGACGAGCACGGCCAGCUGUACGAUAAUGUGAGUUUGAACGCGCGUCCGAUAAUCGUCUCAAAGCAGAGAUUGGAAAGCGGAGUCCCCUACGACCCCUCCAAGCUGCUACAAUGA